Molecule: messenger RNA, 1497 nt
Organism: Trichophyton verrucosum HKI 0517
Lineage: Eukaryota; Fungi; Ascomycota; Eurotiomycetes; Onygenales; Arthrodermataceae
Product: extracellular cellulase CelA/allergen Asp F7-like, putative
Exons: 3
Coding region: 1-1497 (498 amino acids)
Source: RefSeq, a predicted model, not a curated record
AUGCGGGAAAUUUCCUCCGCGCAGGACAAUUGCAGGACAAUUAGACCAACAGGAGAGACAGGAGGACGGCUUGAGGCAGCGCCCCGUAUCAUUAUUCUGAUUCAGCAACAAGCAGAGGACGCCAUGUCAGCCGCGUCUCUUGGAUGGUGGCGGCUAGUCAGGAAGCGGGCUAGGCUCAGGGGUCAGAAAGCGAAAAAAAAAGGCUCUUCUCGUACAUCAGGCACACUUCCAGGGGCUGUGGCCACCUUCCAAACCCUUUAUCUACCCUGCCCUCUCCCGCUCCUCGUCCGUCUCUCUUCUUUCUUCCUUCUCUCUCUCCCUCGCUCCCUCUCUUGUUCGUUACCAACAUUCUCUCGUACCAAGCCAUUCUCUCUCUCUUUUCCAGAGCAGCUUGAUUCUUGCGGCACAGCAUUCCUUUUGGUGUCCUUGACUCUCGCCCGUCUCUACUCACUCUCUCUCAACUCUUUGCCUGGUGCAUUGUGUUCAUUUUUUUUGGAAUCGCUUGGUCCGAUUCUCAACCGUCUUUCUGAACAUACAAACCGUCCUUUGCAGCUCACUCUUUGGCUGUCUGUCCCUCGUCGAACGAGAAAUAUCACAUAUAUCAGAUCUAUAAAAAGAACCACCGUCGAAAUGGCUCCCCAGUUCCUCAAGGCCCUCACUGUCGCCACGGCUCUCGGCGCUACUCUCGCGACCGCACUUCCGGUCCAGCCGAAACCCACCGUCUGGCACACUACCACCCAGGUCGUUGUCAAGACCAUCACCAAGACCGCGACUGUUCACGGUACUCCAGGACCUGACUACACUGUCCCGCCAGCCUACACCACGCCAGCUGCCCCGACUGUCCCAACCGACGCUCCACAGCAGCCCUCGUACACGCCAGUUCCUCCGGCUCCAGCACCCUCUUCCAGCAGCUCUUACAGUGCCCCUGCUGAGCCUUCGUCCUCCUCCGUCCCCGCUCCUCCCCCACCGCCACCAACCACCACGUCUACUCCUGCUCCAGCGCCAACGACCUCCACCACUCCUCCUCCACCUCCACCGGCCAUGACCACCCCACCACCACCACCUCCUCCACCAGCUACCAAGCCACCAGUCGUCAGCAUCCCACCAAUUGGCGGCGGAGGCAGCACCUACACUGGUCCAUGUGCUGCCGGCUCUCCAUGCACUGGUGAAAUCACCUUCUACGACGGUGGUCUUGGUGCUUGCGGUACCAACAUUGACACCAACGGCGAGGAUGCCAUUGCUCUCCCCAUCGAGCUCAUGGGCCCUCUCAGCAACAACAACCCAUACUGUGGAAAGCAGGUCCAGAUCUCCUACAAGGGCAAGACCGCUACUGCUACUGUCAAGGACAAGUGUGCUGGCUGUACCGGAAACAACAUCGACAUGACCCGCUUCCUCUUCUACAAGUUAAUUCGGUUCCUGGUGGCAUUCACUAACUCCUCAAACAGCGGUGUCGAGGCUGAUGGCCGUAUCCACGGUGUCGAAUGGCACUUCAUCUAA